ACGGAUCUUGCGUCACUGCUUCUUUAAAGCAGGGAGCCGUGAACGGCCAGGCCACGGAAUCCCGGAGCAGAUGGACAGUGACGGAACCUAAAAACACGGACCAGAACCCGCACCACAACCUGGAUUAAAUACCGGGACUUAACUGGGGGGUUAAAAAAGAUUAAAACUGGAUAAUAACCUUGUGUAUAGGAGCUUUUGAUCGAAGUGGAGGCGCUCAAGUAGCCGGGCCUUUUUUCCCACAAUGGCCGACACCGAGGUCUCCUUAUCCCCGGCGCUCCACCCGCUCCACAUUAGCCCCGCCCACUCUGCCCAGCCACCGCCGCCGACCUCCUCCGCCUCUCCGACCACUUUCUCCUGUCCUUCCUCUCCCUCUAGUGCCUCUUCCUCCUCCUCCUCUUCUUCAUCCUCCUCUUGCUCUGAAAGCUCCUCAGACUGCCCCAACCACCACCACCACCAUCAUCAUCAUCAUCCUCGCCCUCAGCUCCAGCUGCCGCCGCCGCCGCCCCUCAGCGAGCAGCCGUCGUCGCCCAGCGCCAGCCCGCGCAGCUCCAGCCCCAGCGGCAGCAUCAGCAGCACCGGCAGCCUGGGCAGCAGCAGCGAAGGCAUCGGCAGCAGCGGCGUGUCGAGCGGCGGCGACCAGCGGGGCCCCAGCCCGCUGCUGGACGUCAUCUCCGAGGACGCCAUGGAGAUGGACCUGGUCGUCGAUCAAGUGAUUGACCCAGAGGUGGCUCUCAAGGCCUGUCAGGAAGUUCUUCUGAAAGUGAAGCUGCUCGACAACAAACAGCAGCAAGACGACCAGAAGCAGCACCAUCAGCAUGCGGAGACGACCGACUGCGGCGGCCCGCCGUGGCACAUGAACCCCGACACCAGCUUCAUCAAAGAGGAAGAGGAGGAGAACAACGACGAAGGACAGCGAGAGACUCCUGCUGUCCAGAAGCAGACGCCUCCUGCAGCGCCGUACGAGUCGCCUUCGCCGUCGUCUUCCAAGCAGUCGUGGCUGCUGCGGCUGUUCGAGUCGAAGCUGUUCGACGUUUCCAUGGCGAUCUCUUACCUGUACAAGUCGAAGGAGCCGGGCGUUCAGGCGUACAUCGGGAACCGGCUCUUCAGCUUCCCGGACGGCGAGGUGGACUUCUACCUGCCGCAGCUCCUCAACAUGUACGUCCACAUGGACACGGAGGUGGGCGACGCCAUCAAACCUUACCUGAUCCACCGCUGCGGGUCCAGCAUCACCUUCUCCCUGCUGUCCGCCUGGCUGCUAGGCGCCUACUCCUCCGACAUGCACAUCUCCACGCAGCGCCACUCCAGAGGCACCAAGCUCAGAAAGCUCAUCUUGUCUGACGACCUCAAGCCGCGGUCGGACGAGCCUCGGCCCGUUUCAGGGUCCGUCUCCGACAGCCCGCUGCCCUCGCCGCCCCACCGUCACCGCCGCCACAACAGCAGCAACGUGGACGCCUGCGGCUCCCCGGAUGGCACCGACCAGGGGGACGUGUUCGUUUCUCCGUCCAGGAGGACCCACCAGAGAUCCAAGUCCGACGCCACCAUGGCGAGCGGCUUCCCCGGCGCCGGCCUCAGGCGGACGGGCAGCAACCCGAAGGUGGAGGUGGUCCAUGAAGAGCCGGAGCGUCUCCGUCCUCAGAGGGAGUUCGUCAAGUCUCUGUUCUGCAUCGGGAAGCGUUUGGCCACGCUGCCCACCAAAGAGCAGAAGACGCAGCGGCUGAUCUCAGAGCUGUCGAUGCUCAACCACAAGCUGCCGGCCCGGGUUUGGUUACCGACCGCCGAGCACCAGCACCACGUCUGCCGGGUCCCCCACACCCAGGCCGUCGUCCUCAACUCCAAGGACAAGGCUCCGUACAUCAUCUACGUGGAGGUUCUGGAGUGCGACAGCUUCGAAACGUCUCCGGUUCCCACGCGGAUCCCGGAGACCCGGAUCCGCUCGGCGCGCUCUGCGGAGAACCUGGACUGCGGCACGCCCGGUAAUGGCAGCAGCAUGACCUCGGAGCACAGAGCAGGAAGUUUCUCCACCGUCCCGAACUACGACAACGACGACGACGCCUGGGCAACCGACGACAUCGGACAGCUGCAGGUGGAGGGAGAGGCUCAGACCAGCAGCAGCGACAACAUCAGCCAGUUUUCCGUCGACAGCAUCACCAGCCUGGAGAGCAAAGAGCCCGUGUUCAUCGCCGCGGGAGACAUCAGACGCCGCCUGUCGGAGAACCUCGCUCAGACUCCGACCACGUUCAGGAGAGACCCAGAAGACCCGUCUGCCGUCGCCCUCAAGGAACCCUGGGAGGAGAAAGUCAGGCGGAUCAGAGAAGGUUCUCCUUACGGCCACUUGCCCAACUGGAGGCUGCUGUCGGUCAUCGUGAAAUGUGGAGACGACCUGCGGCAGGAGCUGCUGGCCUACCAGUUCCUCAAGCAGCUGCAGUCCAUCUGGCAGCAGGAGCGAGUUCCUCUGUGGAUCAAACCCUAUAAGAUCCUGGUGAUGUCAUCAGACAGCGGGAUGAUCGAGCCCGUCCUCAACGCCGUCUCCCUGCACCAGGUGAGGAAGCAGAGUCAGCUGUCGCUGCUGGACUACUUCCUGCAGGAACACGGCAGCUUCACCACCGAGGCGUUCCUCACGGCUCAGAGGAACUUCGUCCAGAGCUGCGCCGGAUACAGCCUCAUCUGCUACCUGCUGCAGGUCAAGGACAGACACAACGGGAACAUCCUGCUGGACUCUGAAGGUCACAUCAUCCACAUCGACUUCGGCUUCAUCCUGUCCAGCUCUCCCCGGAACCUCGGCUUCGAGACGUCCGCCUUCAAACUCACCUCAGAGUUCGUAGACGUGAUGGGCGGCCUCGAUGGAGACAUGUUUAUCUACUACAAGAUGCUGAUGCUGCAGGGUCUGAUUGCAGCCAGAAAGCACAUGGAGAAGGUGCUGCAGAUCGUCGAAAUCAUGCAGCAAGGCUCCCACCUGCCCUGCUUCCACGGCUCCAGCACCAUCCGGGGCCUGAAGGAGCGUUUCCACAUGUCCCUGACGGAGGAGCAGCUCCAGCUGCUGGUGGAGCAGCUGGUGGACGGAUCCAUGCGCUCCAUCACCACAAAACUCUACGACUCCUUCCAGUACGUCACCAACGGCAUCAUGUGACCUGUGACCCCGGCGGAAAACACAAACAAAUAAACAAACAAAAUAAAAACCCACCCGCUGCUGCCACUUCCUGUUUGGGAUUCAGGAGUUACCGUGGCAACGACUGGAUUUACUGGAUUUUGUGAUUCUUCUGGAAUCGGAUGGAUCUGAUCUGGUUUUUGUUCGGAUCUUGGAAAAAUGCAAAAUCUGGAUCGUUUUCAGAUCACAAACACUAAACGUGUCAGACGGCAUCGGACAUGAGUUUACUGUGCUGCUGGACCUUAACCACUUCUACUGGACUCGACUCGGAACCAGAACCCGCAGGCUGCCGGUCCUGGUGUCUGGACCAGUCGACGGUUUUAAAGCUGUUGCUGUGAAACGAUCAUUUCAUCAUGAAGGAUUCUGUCGUUUAUUUUCAGGAACUUUAUCGAUCUGCAAGCUGUAAUUUGGACUCCAAACUUGUGAGAUUAUCCGACUGAAAGGCGGUUCUGUUUGGGCUCAGUCGGAUCAACGAACCACCUGACCUGGAAAUGAAUCAAGUGCUUUACAAAAUACAACAACUCUACGUAAUAUCAGCAGACGUCAUGACUGGAAAACAGAGGAACUGGGUGGAAAAUAAUUUCUUAGCCUUAAACGUUCAGAAGUGUUGAAAAUAACCAAAAAGGAGAAAAAGUUUGUGGUGCAGUUAUUAAUAAUCUGCAAGAAAUUAUAUCAGCCAGAUGAACCCUGUAGUAGUAAAGCAAAAAAAUAUCCAGGGAUUUAUUUAUAUGGAGACUUUUGACCACUUCAAACCUAAAAAUACUAGCAAGCCCUUUCAAGCUGGAAAAGCUCACAAAAAACCCGCAAAAUCUUACCCUGUAUUUUUGUCAUAUCUUGUACAAAUAUCUUAGGUUUGACUUAUUUGAAGUGCGCUAACUUACAAGUAACAUUUGAGCAAAAUAUAGGAGCUUGUUUCACUUAUUUUGAUGAAAAAAAUACAACUUCCACUGAUUAUUUCAUUUAGAAAAUGGGGAAAAUGUAAAGCAAACUGCCGGUGGAACUAGAACUGGGUUGCUAGGUAACGUGCUGGGCUUGGCUGAGGUUGCUAGGUAACGGCUCAGUUCCAGUUGAUUGUGAAGUAAUAUAAUACGCCAGUGGAACUAGUACUUUUAAAAAAUCAAAAUGAAUGAAUUAUUUACGUAAAACAAGAUCUUAUAACUUACUGAAAAGUUACCUGCACGUUGGUUUUGUCUUAUUUCACUAAGAUUUUUGCACUAGAAACUAAACUAAAAAUACGUGGGAAGAGUUUGUGUUCUUUGCAGUGCAUCUGAGAAAAUCAAACUGGGCAGCGAACACCAGCAAGCGACCGAGGAAAUGAAUCGGUAUUUGUUCUUACAGAACAGGAACACUAACGCGAUAAAAGCACAUCAGGAACUGAGGGUUGCUGGUGUUAAUUUCUGGAUUUGUUCUCUGGAUAAGCAGAGGGACAGAAAGGAGAUUUGAAAAUUAUUAGUUUUUUGUCUUUUA
Molecule: messenger RNA, 4612 nt
Organism: Gambusia affinis (western mosquitofish)
Lineage: Eukaryota; Metazoa; Chordata; Actinopteri; Cyprinodontiformes; Poeciliidae
Product: phosphatidylinositol 4-kinase beta-like
Exons: 14
Coding region: 242-3127 (961 amino acids)
Biological process (GO): phosphatidylinositol phosphate biosynthetic process; phosphatidylinositol-mediated signaling
Cellular component (GO): cytoplasm; membrane
Molecular function (GO): 1-phosphatidylinositol 4-kinase activity
Source: RefSeq, a predicted model, not a curated record